CGGGACAGAUCUGAGAGGGGCAUGGAAGAGGCAGCAGCAGCCGCUUAGCGCAGCUCACCAGCGGGCAGCAGGAGGACGGACACCGCGCUGCACCUGCCACCCAAGCGGAGGAGAGGAGGAGCACCCACCGCUUCAACUUCUCCCAAAGUUUCGCUACCAGCUGUGCGUAAAAACUGGGAGCAUGCGUCCAGGACAGCCGGCGGUUUCCGUCUCAUGCGUAAAGGCGCAGUGAAGAGUUUGGAGAAAGUUUCCGAAAACAAAGCGAAGAGAGGCUCUUCUGACGGGAUCCCGGUCCGGCUCGGCAGGACAAAAUGCCGCGCCCCGGGAGGAACACGUACAGCGACCAGAAGCCUCCGUACUCGUACAUCUCCCUGACGGCCAUGGCCAUCCAGAGCUGCCCGGAGAAGAUGCUCCCACUCAGCGAGAUUUACAAGUUCAUCAUGGACCGGUUCCCGUACUACCGGGAAAACACGCAGCGCUGGCAGAACUCUCUGCGCCACAACCUCUCUUUCAACGAUUGCUUCAUCAAGAUCCCCCGUAGGCCGGACCAGCCCGGCAAGGGCAGCUUCUGGGCUCUGCACCCCAGCUGCGGUGACAUGUUCGAGAACGGGAGCUUCCUGCGGCGCCGGAAACGCUUCAAGGUGGGCAGCAUGCAGGCCGCGGACCCGCUGGCCGCCAGCAAGCCGCAGGAUGCGGCGCACUACCUGCAGCAGCAGGCCAAGCUGCGGCUGAGCGCGCUGCACGCAGCCGCGCACCUCCCGCAGAUGCCGGCCGGAUACAACCUGAGCUCCGUCUCGCAGCCGUCCAGCUUCAAGCACCCGUUCGCCAUCGAGAACAUCAUCGCCAGAGAGUACAAGAUGCCCGGCGGACUGGCGGCCUUCUCCACCGCCGGGUACCCGCUGCACAACCAGCUGACCCCGGCCUGGCCGCACAUGUACGGCUCCGGAAUGAUGGAGACUGCGGCCCCCAUCUCCAUGGCCGCCAGCGACUACUCGGCCUACGGCAUGCCACUCAAGACCAUCUGUCACGGCGGGCAGACGCUGCCCGCCAUCCCGGUGCCGAUCAAACCCUCCCCAGCCUCGGUACCCGGCCUGCCGGGGCUGCCCGCGCACAUUCCGGCUUUCCUCGCGAACUCGCCCCAGUCUCUGAGCCCCACCUCCCCGCAGACAGCCACCGGCCAGAGCAGCCCGGGCGGCCCCGGAGAAGCGCUGCAGUCCGCGGUGGCGGUGCACUGACGGGGGCUGCUCCGCUUUUUCUAUAUUUAAAAAAAAAAAAAAAAAAAAAAAAAACUUCCACCGCAGAGAGUUUAGGAAACCGCAGGCUGACCUCUGACCUCCACAGAAUUAAUCAAAAUGAUCGACUGGCUUUCUUUUCCACCGAGGUCAGAAACAAAUUUGCUCCACAUUCCUUCGCUUCACCGUGACUGAGUUUAACGGCUCGGUGGAUCCCGCACAGACAAAUUAUCCGGAUCUUUUGUGUUUGCAGCCUUUUCUUCUCGGACUCAAAGAAACCCUCAGAUUAAUGACUCCAGAAGAUUUUUCUCCCUCUUGAGCCUCUCCGUUUCUUUUCUGCCCCCAAAACAAAAGUUAAACCUAAAAGGAGGUUAAUUUGAUCCCAUUUGUAAAACUCAAGAGGAAAAUCUGCCUAAAGAAGCCGGCAGGCGUGUGAACAACCAAAUAUGUCCCCGCUGUUUUUUCCUUUCUCAAUCGAGUUUAUUUUGUAAUAAUCGAUAUGAACAAUCGCAGAGAAGAUGAAACGUAAAAGCAUAUAUUUAUGUCACAGUCUAAAAACCCACCGGAGAGGUUUGAAUGCAAGGAUCUAUGUCUCUGAAGCACUUUUUAAAGACCAACUUUAGAUGUUUUUUAUUGAGUAGCGAGGCCAUGUUGGUUUGAUUUAAAGGUUUGGUGUUACAAUGAGCCGCUGUCUGUGUAUUUGUACUGCUGCAUGCUCCUCCGUCUGAAAAGCAGAGAAUAAUCCAGUGUUUGUAUGUUUUUUUUAAAUGAUUAUUUUCAUUUUGGGGGCAUUGAAAAGCAUGAACAUGACUAAUGGGCUUUUUAUUCCCUUCGCUGUGUCUGCUCAUCCAGAUCCAUUAAAGAAACCUUCAUGGGCAAAAAUACAGGAAAUAAAACCAGUCCG
This is a messenger RNA of Maylandia zebra (zebra mbuna), 2136 nucleotides long. RefSeq names its product forkhead box protein B1-like. Lineage: Eukaryota; Metazoa; Chordata; Actinopteri; Cichliformes; Cichlidae. Gene Ontology annotation, biological process: regulation of transcription by RNA polymerase II; anatomical structure morphogenesis; cell differentiation. Gene Ontology annotation, molecular function: RNA polymerase II cis-regulatory region sequence-specific DNA binding; DNA-binding transcription factor activity, RNA polymerase II-specific. The record is from RefSeq and is a predicted model, not a curated record.